Epinephelus lanceolatus (giant grouper) is the source of this 2776-nucleotide messenger RNA. RefSeq names its product leucine rich repeat containing 3B (gene lrrc3b). The record is from RefSeq and is a predicted model, not a curated record. Gene Ontology annotation, molecular function: protein binding. NCBI's taxonomy places the organism in Eukaryota, Metazoa, Chordata, Actinopteri, Perciformes, Serranidae.
UGCAGUGUUUUAUACUGAAAGGUAAAGAUGCGAAUUCACACUGCGACUUGUACAUCAGUGAGCGGAUACAUGAGCAGGCAGGCUGCCCUCACAGCCUGUCUGAGCUGCUUCAUGUGAUAAGACCGUUUCCACUCCACCAGGUAAUGACUGUGUCUGCAGGCCUCAUCUCAGCAUGGUAACAUCUGUUCACACUCCAGUAUCUUCAGUGGGCAGACAGUGAGGACCAGUCGCCACAAUGCGAUGUGUGUAAGGGACCAGUGUCAGAGUAGUGGCCCCCGGCGGGAUGCUGCUGACAGCCGGUCAGUAUGACUUUGCUGGACUUGUGGCUGUCGCGCUCCAUCCCCAUGUGCCUGCUCCUUCAGAGCCUUGUCCUCAUGGCCCUGUGCUUCCCCUCGGCCAGCAUGUGUCCAAAGGGCUGCAUCUGCCACCGCGACCCUCACCUCCACGGUCUCAACGUUACAUGCAGUCAGUCCCGCCUCAAAGAGAUCCCCCCCAGCCUCCCGGUCGACACUGUCCUGCUGAGGCUAGACCACAACCAGAUCGGCGCUGUGCCCGAUCAAGCCUUCCACGGACUCAGACUUCUGAGGGAGCUCAACCUUUCAUACAACGCGGUGGAAACUUUAGGGGAAGGUGCGUUCAGUGGCAUAGAGGCGACGUUACAGGUGCUGGACCUCUCCCACAACCGCAUCACUAGCGUACACAAGGAUGCCUUUGCUCGGCUCAAGGCCCGCGUCAUUGUGGACGAUAACCCCUGGCAUUGUGACUGCGCCCUCCAGCAGGCCAUCGGUGGAAUGGCCCACAACCACGAGGCCGCCGCCCGGGUCCUCUGCAGGAGCUCGGAGCUUCGUGAUCAGGAGGGCCGACCUUUCUUGGCGGUGGACACUGACCUCUGUAACCUGGCCAAAAGGACCACAGACUACGCUAUGCUGGUGACCAUGUUCGGUUGGUUCGCCAUGGUCAUUUCAUAUGUGGUGUAUUAUGUCCGUCAGAACCAGGAGGACGCCCGACGCCACCUGGAGUAUCUCAAGUCUCUCCCCAGUAAGCCCAAGAAACCUGACGAGGCCGAUGACAUCAGCACUGUUGUCUGACAGCAGUGUCAAAGCGACUGUGUCCCACACAAAUCUAAUGAACACCAAAAUGUUUAUUGUAACAGGACCCCCAUUUAUAGUGUUUACUAUUUGAAACUUUUAGGUGAUGUGAGCAUCAGAUCUGCUGAGAAAUCUUUGUAUUUUGGGAAUUCUGUUGUAUGUCCGUACCAGGGUUUGUUCAUGACUGAUCCGAGAUGAGAUGACACGUGAAGGGAGGCCACAGAGUCUAAUAGUCUAACACCAACAUUAUCUUUUCUACAAAAACAAAAAAAAAUGCAUACGGAGCUUUGAAAAUUUGAAACUCAGGUUAAAAUAUUGAUAUGAUAAUGGCUUUUUGUAGAUGAAAAUUUGGAAUAUCUGAUAAAAAGAAAUAUAUUUGUAAGACCUGACACCCUAAACUUCAUUUGCCAGAGCCUUCAUUUUGGUAUCUAAAAGCCCACCUUAAAAUACUCAUUGAGUUUUGCAAACACCUGCUAAACCAACUGCAUCUUUUAUACUCCUUAAAAUUAAAUACAAAUUAAAAUAGUUCUGCACAGAAAUGUUAGCAUUUCUGAAGCCAAGGCCGGCUCAUUGAAAUUAUUUGAUCUGCAUGUUGUGUAAUAUUUUAGACCAUUAAAACCUUGGACAUGGGGUAUGCAGAUGUGAGGUAGUCUCAUUUCCCUGAUUGCCUUGAGCUGUGGUAGCCUGUUUUGUAUAGACAAAUCAAAAUGAAGGCAAAUAUAAUAGAGGUAGUAGGCAGCCACUGAAACACUGAGUGAACCAUGUCGCAGCUACAGAGAAUACUGGAUUGUAUGGAAGCCCAUUUCUACCAAGAAAAGACAUGAAUGAAAGGUCUGGAAUGAUUAGCAUUAAAAAUACUCACUCAAAAUUAUGAAAUAUGAACUUAAAAUUUGGACUUGGGUGAAAAUGUUGAGUUACUAAGUCAGACGAGUUAUAAGAUCACAACUCAGAAGUAUCAUCUAUUAAAUCAUUUUGAAAACUUUUACUUUUGAAGUCAAAAUUAAGAGAUAGUAGGUUAAAGUUUGACCGAGCUUUUUAGCAUUUCCUGCUACGUCACUAUUAUAAGUCAAGUUAAAAGUUUAGAAGCAGGGUUCUGAUUUGUCUUGUUACUGAGGCAGAUAUUGAGGUUGAAACAACACAUUAUGUUCUCAAGUAUCAACAAAAUGGCCAGGCGCUGGUUUCACUAAACACCUUCAGUUAAGAUUUUCCUUAAAGUCUGAGUUAUGGUUAAUUUAAGCUAAAUUCAGUUGCACAAAACACCCUGAAGUCUUAAAGAUUUCCUUAAAAUGUUCACUUAAGUAUUAAAGGUUUUCUCCUUAUCUCCAAUCUGAUGCUCUUCACUAAAAUGAGAGCGCUGUUGUUCGAAGAUACAGAGCGUCCUAUUUCUACGUGAAUUAACGAACAGUUAAGUUAAUCACACGGUCACUCUGCUCGGCGCUCUGCUGCUCAAUGUGUCCAGAGUGUGCUAUGCCACUCCGAGAGUGCGGUGCUCUGGAUAACUGAACGUUAAUUCCAACCGUGCUCCAAAUUUACAAAUGGUCCAGUUUGUACCAGAGUGCACUCCGGCGCUCGAAAUGACUCGAAUGUACCCAUAGUUAAACCACUGCGUGAAAGACGAUGUAAAACCUCUUUCAAUGCAGUAAAUAAAAUUAAUGAUAAUGAUCUUUAUUUAUAAAGUGCUUUUAAAA